AUCUCGUAAACAAGGAUUUUGAAGAGCAGACGCGGAGACAGAACACUAAACAGCUGAUCGAGGAGCCGUCUGUGUGCCUGAAGUUCUGGACUUGUGUGUACUGGACCUGUCGGUAGGGACGGUAACCUACCGCUGUCAUGGAGCCGCGGCAACAGGGCCUUUUGGAGACAGAGCCUUUGCGGGAGGUGGACGAGGACAUGGUGUCCGAGGUGGACCUCAACAAUAGUGUUACCGAUGAGGAGAGAGAGGAGAUGAACAAUGAACUAGUCAAGCUGGAGGAGGAGAUCUCCACCCUGAAGCAGGUCCUGGCCUCCAAGGAGAAGCGUCACUUCGAGCUGAAGCAGAAGCUGGGCAUCACGCCCCUGAGCGAGCUCCGGCAGAACUUCAACCGCAGCUGGACCGACAUGCAGACCUCCACCGUUUACAAGAAGACCUCUGAAACACUGACCACAGCUGGACAGAAGACCACAGCAGCAUUUACCAACCUUGGCUCUGCAAUCACCAGGAAGUUUGGAGACAUGAGAUCAAACUCCUUAGGCUACUCUAUCCGCCACUCAAUGAGUAUGCCUGCAAUGAGGAAUUCGCCUAGUUUCAGAUCUUUCGAAGAGAAGGUGGAGAAUACUGUUACCACCAUCAAGUCCAAGGUGGGUCCCGGAGCUGGAGGUGGAGGGGGCAACUUCGAGGAGGUCCUCUCCUCUGCCGCAAACGCCAGCUCCCAGGACACGCCUACCAACACCCUGAGCGAGAGCACCGAACACCCCUGCUAGAGUGACGCCACCACCACCACCACCACAAGUCCUUCUGUUCAGACCCUGACGGCACUCUGCCGCCCCCUCUGGCUAGGAGGUCACACUGCAGGCCAGGGACAGAAAAACACUACAGGAGGUCUUUAAGACUCAGACUGCAAACCCACAGUAUAACGUUACCUGCCAGCCACACCUGUUUCUAUGGUACAUGCCAGAGAAGAGAUUGUGUUGCUGUAAGCAGCUUGUAACUGUCACUGUUCAUGGACAACUCUGAAUGCUUUUUUUCUAUCCGAAGUAAGUUGACCCAGUAAAGCAAAUUUGUACUAAUUAGAUUUGAUUCAAACAAUGUUUUUAAGUGUAUUUUCUCAAGAUUAAGGCUUAUUUGCAGACUUCCUUUGUCAGAACACCAUCAGAUACUUUUCAACAAAACAACAAAUGUGGCAUACAAUGUUUCCUAUUUCUAAUACUUGAAAUGGCAUGCACAAUAGCGUUACACUGCACUAUAAGAAGGACCAAGACCAAAUGUACUUGAAUAAGAAUCACAUUGUUUCAUCUCUGUGCACCAAACUGCACCCAAGCCCUCACCUCCAGGCUCAUCUGGUGGUGCACGCACAUCAAAAGCUCAUGGUCCAAAUUCAGUUAGCAUUCCUUAGCUAAGCAGCUGUUACAAAGUGCCCUAGGUUUUUCAUUAUUGUAAAAUGUGACUCAAAUAAGUGAACAGAAACUGUUACAUCCCUUUACUUAACUCAAAUUGUUUGAGAGAAUGUGUGUGUGUUUAUGUAUACUGGUGAGUGAAUGGUCGUGUUUAUGUAUUGACUUGAGUUUUCUGCUGUUUUUUCAAGCAAUUCUGAAAUGUAAUGUUAUAAUAACAAUAAGCGAUACACUUAAACUGUUAGUGAAGCUCCGUUUUUUUUGUUUGUUUUUUUCUCUUCAAAACUAAAAUAUGUCCCUGCUAAUGUUUAUCAAGUUUUGGACUUCAUAUAUUCUAGUCCAAAAGACUUGUGUUAUGAUCAAAUAAAUAAUAAUGCAACUAA
Messenger RNA from Alosa sapidissima (American shad), 1780 nucleotides. RefSeq names its product tpd52 like 1 (gene tpd52l1). Gene Ontology annotation, biological process: positive regulation of apoptotic signaling pathway; positive regulation of MAP kinase activity. The transcript has 8 exons. Lineage: Eukaryota; Metazoa; Chordata; Actinopteri; Clupeiformes; Clupeidae. Gene Ontology annotation, cellular component: cytoplasm. The record is from RefSeq and is a predicted model, not a curated record. Bases 138 to 767 code for a protein of 209 amino acids.